Molecule: messenger RNA, 1374 nt
Organism: Trichomonas vaginalis G3
Lineage: Eukaryota; Parabasalia; Trichomonadida; Trichomonadidae
Product: O(6)-methylguanine-induced apoptosis 2 family
Exons: 1
Coding region: 1-1374 (457 amino acids)
Source: RefSeq, a predicted model, not a curated record
AUGAGUAUAACAACUAAAACAUCGAGAAAUUUUACUUUUGCACAACACACAACAGAUGAAAAUGUUGGUCCUGGACUUUAUGACCCUAAAUAUACUCAUUAUAGGUAUAAAGCACCAAUACCUUUCGGAUCUACAACAAGAAGAGAGUUAUUUCCUAAUCUAGAAAAGGAAUCAAAUCCUGCUCCCGGAAUGUAUGAUCCGAAUAUACCAAUUUUGACCGGUUCUGCUUUUGCAAAAAUCUCUAAAUCAGAUAGAAAAUAUUUUGAAGACGAGAAAAAGAAUCCUGGACCAGGAGCAUAUACAAUAGAUGCUGAUUGGACAAGAGGCGUUCAUAAAAAUCCAAAGGCUGACAUUCCAGAAAACGUAAAUACAAGAGUUCCUUUCGAUGAUGACAUUGUCAAAGCAGAUUUACCAGGUCCUGGCGCAUACACAGCGCAAGAGGCGAAAUCCUAUAGUAUCCAAGGCUCUUUUUCAUACAGUAGAGCACCACAGCGUGAACCAGUUGUUGAUAAUGGCAUUCCAGGCCCAGGACAAUACAAUAUCGAUAGGAAAAUUAAGAUCUCUGACAAGCCAUCACCAUUCUUUAGAGCGAAAGAUAAACGAGAUAUCUUUGGCGAUCAAGUUGUUUACGAUAGCUACAUGUUAGAGCACAAAGCAUGGCCAGCAGCCAAAAUGACAAAAGGCCCAUUUGGUGGAAAUACGAAGAGGACUAUUCCUUAUAUUACAGAUAACGGAAUUCCUGGUCCUGGAAAGUAUAUGUUACCAGAUGGAAUGGUUAAGAAGAAAGUAUCGAAACGUGGUGAUUUCGGUAUUGACAGACAACCGUAUAGUGGCUAUCCAGUCAAUGUUCCUGGCCCUGGCUAUUACGAAACAAGCAAAUCUACAAUUGUUCAUACUGGAGGCGUAAUUCCAAAAGCAACAAAGCGCGAAAUAUGGCAAAGACAAUACGGACCUGCUCCAGGUGAUUACGAUAUUACAUUUAAUUCCCAAAUCGAACAACUCGAAAAAAGAAGAAUUCCAAAUCCAGACUUCAAAUCUAGCAUUGAUCGUGACUGCCUCGUUAAUAAGGAACCUAACCCAGGCCCAGCUGCUUACGGAGUUAGAAAUGCUACUUCAUCCCUCGGAAUUAAAUUUGGAAAAGGAAAAAGAUUCGGAAAAGACGAUACAGAUGUUCCAGCACCUGAUACAUAUACACUUCCUUCGGCUAAAAGACCUUCAGCUUCUGUUAGUCGUUCUGUUCGAUUUAGGGAUUCUAAAAGCAUUACUCCAGGUCCUGGUGAAUAUGGUGUUGUUCAAUGUGAAAUGUACAAGCCAUCAUUCAACAAAACACUCGAUCAAAAAUUCCCAUCUUCUGAAAUUCAACCAGAUUUUUAA